AUGGCGGGCGUAGCCACCGCGUAUUCCACAGAUGCCCUGACCUCGCCGGGAGGCGUGGACAGUGAGAAGUGGGAAUUUGCAGUGCCGAUCGGUAGCGAUGGCAUUCAGCAUCCCUCGAGACCACGAAACUCCCACGAUUCAAGCUCAGUCCGAGCACGAUCGACCCUGAACCGCAACUCAGAUGGCUCGCGCAGCUCGUCGGUCUCGCGAAACGUGCAAUCGCACGAUGGUCCGUAUCUGAACUCCAGCCGCGGCCGACCGGACCAUAGCCUCAACCGACAAGGGAGCGACCUCGGCGGCGUGCGCGACAGCCCCGGGCAGGAUCCAUCGAUCCGCAGAGAGCCCGGAGAAGGUCAGGACGGACAGGACUCGUCCGAGCCCGGAGAGAAGUAUAGCGAGAAAUGGAUCCACCGAGACAAGCUGGCGAAAAUCGAGAGUGAGGAGCUGCACCAGGCGGCCAUUCGCUUUAACCGACGGAUGAGAGCGGAGAGCAAGUCGAGCGCUGGGCGUGGGAGGAGCCACGAUUCCCAUCAGAGUGCUGCCAAUGGCUCGGCCUCGGCAACCUCACCCAAUGUCGAGCACUCCGAACCCUGGCCUGAGCUGCGAGAGGCAGCCCGGAAGGAAUUUGGCAGAGACGAUGCCGACGAUGAGCGGAAACAUUGGGAUCUCCGUCGACCGGAGGAGAUUGCCGCCGAUGAAGCUGCGGCGAGCCUCUACAGCAACCCCGGCCUCCGAAAGAGCUCUUCCCGAAUACCCAUUUGCACCGCCAGCCCCGUGCCUAUUAUGACCGGUCGCGAUUCUCGCGGCCUCCGAAGCCGUGCGGCGACCGAUGAACGUGACGACGACGAAUUCUCCCGAGGCCGCAGAGCCAGCGAGACCGACACAGGCGAACCGGAGGCUUCUCCUCCCUCCCCGGAAAGCCGCCCAGGAAGCCGCGGGUUCAGCACGACUCCGAAUACCCCGGCUAAGAAGAACCCAGCCAAGGGGACGGGUUCGGCCACCCGGAAGACCUCUGCUCCCCCUACAAACAGAAAGACUUCCACCGCGCGGUCGCGUGCUGUCUCUGGAAACACUUCGCAGCGUCCUGUGACCCGCAGUGGUGAACCCCGACCCACGACUGCAGCCAACCGGCCGGAGGGCGACCCGCCAUGGCUGGCGACCAUGUACAAGCCCGAUCCUCGCCUGCCACCGGACCAGCAGAUGCUUCCUACUCUCGCCAGAAAGAUGCAACAGGAACAGUGGGAGAAAGAGGGUCGCAGCCCCACCACCUAUGACCGCAACUUUGCUCCUCUUGCUGUCCACCCGAAUGACCUGCCUCCGGUUCCACCCAAGGCACAGGCGUCUGAGGAGGAAGAAAAGGUGGAAGAGCUACCGAAGCCGCCCAAGAGCCCGGAACCGCCACGACCGAACACGAGCACCGGCUACAGCACCAUGCCGAAGGUGCAGGACACCCCCCAAUGGGCCUGA
Penicillium canariense is the source of this 1467-nucleotide messenger RNA. RefSeq lists its product as uncharacterized. Lineage: Eukaryota; Fungi; Ascomycota; Eurotiomycetes; Eurotiales; Aspergillaceae. The transcript has 2 exons. Bases 1 to 1467 code for a protein of 488 amino acids. The record is from RefSeq and is a predicted model, not a curated record.